Paramacrobiotus metropolitanus is the source of this 1050-nucleotide messenger RNA. RefSeq lists its product as uncharacterized. Lineage: Eukaryota; Metazoa; Tardigrada; Eutardigrada; Parachela; Macrobiotidae. The record is from RefSeq and is a predicted model, not a curated record. Gene Ontology annotation, molecular function: G protein-coupled receptor activity. Gene Ontology annotation, biological process: G protein-coupled receptor signaling pathway. Gene Ontology annotation, cellular component: membrane. Bases 1 to 1050 code for a protein of 349 amino acids. The transcript has a single exon.
AUGAACACCAGUUCUGCAAACUCCAGUUUCAUUUUCCCGGUGAUAAAGCUCCGCGACGAUCAGUUCACUAUAUUCUUCAACGUGUCGCUAACUUUAUGCAUCUGCAUCAGCAGUCUGAUUUUGUUCGUCAUUAUUCUCAUCGCCUGGAACCAGCGCUUGCGCACCGGCUCCGGCGUGCUCAUUCUCCACCAAUUAAUCGUGGAAUUCCAGCUGGUGGCCAUCCACUGGCCCAUUUUCCUGUGGAUGCUAGCCACCUCCCAGCACAGCGGCACCAGCCAAACCGUGACCUUUUGCCGGCACUAUCACUUCUCCUACAUGAUCACCGUCACCGCCAGUCUGUGGGGGCUGGCGUUCCUGGCACUGAACCGGUUCGUGGCGAUCUAUCUACCGUUUCACUAUAAUAAAUUUAUUUCCCAUAUGAGCUUGACAAUCAUGAUCGUGCUGAUGUGGAGUAUUGGUUUCUUCACGCAUCUACCGUUUUAUUUGGGAGCAGAGGGUGGUUUUGUGCCGGCACCCCCGUCGGGGAUUUGCAGCAUCUACAAUCAGCAGUCGGCGAUGAUUUACGCGUUAACCAAUAUUCCGAGGACCUAUUUACCGUUGACCUUUUCCGCCUUGUUGUACUUACUGGUCUUUGCCAAAGUCGGUUACGCCAAAUGGCAGAAAGUGAUGGUCAUCACUCCCAAUCGUAUUAACCAUAUAUUUUUUACUGCCUCGUCAAAUAACGCGAAUCCCGGGAGAAAGGUCAACCGGGAAUUGUAUCAGAACCGCGUGACCAUGGCACGAAUGCUGUUUAUAGCGGCUAUCAUCCACUGCAUCUGUUUUUUGACGGUACCCAUUGGAGUGACCGUGGCGCCGGGUCUGUAUCAGCGCAGUCCACUGUACCGUAAUUGGUUGCGGACGCUGUUUUUUGUGGGAUAUGUCUCGACGCCGGUACUGCUGUUAGGAAUGAGCAAAUCGCACCGGGACAGUGCGAAACGGAUGUUGCGGCAUCCCUUGCGGCCUAUUGUCAGCGCAGUGGCAGCGAAUAGUGCCGUGGCCCAGUUUCAGUAA